AGAUAGAGAAGCCAUUGGGGGGUUCGGGGUGUCCCGUGCAGGCCGAAGGGGAGUCGAGGAAUCCGGGGACCCCUGGCAGUGCAGGGAGGGCGCUUGAAGGCGCGGGGCUGGGACCCCUGGCAGUGCAGGGAGGGCCCUUGAAGGCUCGGGGCUGGGACCCCUGGGGGUGCCGAGGGGUCCCGUGACAGCUCUGCGGGGAGUCCAGGGGGGCCCUAGAAGUAGAGCCAUGGCCACCCGGCGUUUAACAGACGCGUUCUUGUUGUUGCGGAACAACGCGAUCCAAAACCGGCAGCUGCUGGCCGAGCAAGAGCUGGAUGAGCUUGCUGAUGAUCGCAUGGCACUAGUAUCAGGGAUCAGUUUAGAUCCCGAAGCAGCAGUUUAUGUAACAAAGCGGCUACCUCCCAAAUGGGUUGAUGGAGUGGGAGAAAUUCAGGAUGAUAUCAGUAGGAUUAAACAGAAGAUGAAAGAAUUAGCCAGUCUUCACGACAAAUAUUUAAACAGACCUACUUUGGAUGAUAGCAGCGAAGAAGAACAUGCAAUAGAAAUUACUACCCAAGAGAUCACACAGCUAUUUCACAGAUGCCAGAGAGCAGUCCAGGCCUUGCAGAGCAGGUCACGUAAUUGUACAGAACAAGAAGAACGUGUUCUCAGAAACAUAGUGUCUUGCUUAGCACAGUCGCUUCAGGACCUAUCCACCAACUUUAGGCAUGCACAGUCUGACUAUCUCAAACGCAUGAAGAAUCGAGAAGAAAGAUCCAAGCAUUUCUUCGAUACGUCAGUCCCGCUUAUGGAUGAUGGAGAGGACAGUACUCUUUAUGAUAGGGGUUUUACGGAUGACCAGUUAGUAUUGGUGGAACAAAACUCAUUAAUGGUGGAAGAGCGGGAACGAGAAAUCCGCCAGAUUGUACAAUCAAUCUCUGAUCUCAAUGAAAUAUUUAGGGACCUUGGAUCAAUGAUAGUGGAACAGGGUACAGUUCUGGACAGAAUUGACUACAAUGUUGAGCAGUCGUGUGUAAAAACCGAAGAGGGAUUGAAACAAUUACAUAAGAUAUGGCAGGCUGCAUUAAGCACUCUGAAUCCAAAUCCCACCGACAACUGUCCCCUCUACCUGAACUAUGCCACCGUAGCUGCUUUACCUUCCAAGGUUAGCAGACACAAUAGCCCAUCUGCAGCUCACUUCAUCACCCGCCUUGUUCGAAACUGUCUUCCAGGAGGCAUCAACAGAUGUAUUGUUGUAAGUGACAAUUAG
Molecule: messenger RNA, 1249 nt
Organism: Terrapene triunguis (Three-toed box turtle)
Lineage: Eukaryota; Metazoa; Chordata; Testudines; Emydidae
Gene: STX16
Product: syntaxin 16
Exons: 9
Coding region: 227-1249 (340 amino acids)
Biological process (GO): vesicle fusion; intracellular protein transport; vesicle-mediated transport
Cellular component (GO): endomembrane system; membrane; SNARE complex
Molecular function (GO): SNAP receptor activity; SNARE binding
Source: RefSeq, a predicted model, not a curated record